GACUAACCUCUGAACUCUGACCUUUCGAGAGAAAAACGUGCGUAGAACAAUUUUCGAUUCCUACGAGCUCUUUACUAAUAGAAAAAUAUGCCGAAAAGAAGAAGCCAAGGGCGUUUUGCAAAGCCCAAAAAACAAGAGUAUGACAGUGAUGAUGAGAGGGCCUAUGAGAACAUAGAAGAUCCUGAUCCACAAUCCAGAGAAUUUAUGUAUGAUGAAGUUGAUGAAUUUCAUGCUGAUAAAGAAAAAAUAUUGUUAGAUCAUCCUAGUGGAAUACAGCCUGCAGACACAAGUGAUUCUGAGGAUGAGGAGGUUCUUAAUUUGGAACUAUCUGAAGAUGAUGAAGAUUUUGGAGAAGAUGAUGCGGACAUAUCAAGUGAUGAAUUGGAGGAUCAAAAUAAAGAUAAUAUUCCAGACUCCAAGGCAUGGGGGAAAAAAAAGAAUAUAUUCUACCAUACAGACUAUGUAGAUGAUGAUUUACCAGGUUUGAGCGAGUCAGACGAGGAAGCUGCUCGAGACGAAGAAGAGCAAGAAGCGUUGGCAUUGCAGCAACGAAUGGCAGAGACCCUACAAGAAGAAGAUUUUGGGAUGGAGCUAUUCAAGGUACCAACAGUCAAACUGGAAGUAAAAAAAACAGAUAAAAAUGAACAAGAAAAAGUUAUCAAGGACCUGACAAAACUUGCAAAGAGAGAGAAACUUGAGUUGCUGAAAAAAGAAUCGCCUGAACUUUUGGAGCUCAUUGAUGACUUCAAGAUAAAGCUUAGAGAAGUGAUAGAUAAACUGCAGCCACUUAUGAACCUCCUGCAGAAUGAUCAGAUUACAGAUAAAGGUGCAAUGUACAUAAAAACUAAAUAUAAACUUUAUUUAAAUUAUUGUAUAAAUAUAAGUUUUUACAUGAUAUUGAAGUCACGUCAUACACCAAUACAUAAUCACCCUGUGAUUGGAAGAUUAGUUGCAUACCGAAAUCUCAUUAAACAACUUGAACCUCUGGACAAGAAGCUAGAACCGGAAAUAACAACACUUUUAGCUGGAGAAAAGAUGGUAAUGAAAACCAAAAAAAGAGGUUCAGUUAAAAAGGAUACCAGCAGUCGAGAAGAUAAAACACACAAGAAGAUUAAGGCAAAGAAGUUAUCAUCUUUGCUAGAUGAAAGUGAUGAAGACAAACCUGGUUACCAUGGUGAUGAGGAAAAUGUGGAUACUUCAGUCAUAAAGGAAAAGAAAACCAAGAAACGUAAAGCAAGUAAGAAUAUGUUCACCUCGGAGGAACUGGAAGCUCUACGGUUUUAUGAAAGUAUGAGAGAAUCCGCAAAAAAGAAGAAAAUUGAAGUGACUGACUUGAAUAUCACCGCAGCAACAGGAAUUGAUCCAGAAGAGUUAGAAAAAAUGGAUCCAGAGACAAAAAGAGCCAUUACAUACGAGAUGGCAAAAAAUAAAGGCUUGACGCCAAAAAGAAAGAAGUCUCUGCGUAACCCAAGAGUAAAGCACAGGGAAAAGUACAGGAAAGCCAAAAUAAGACGAAAAGGACAGGUUAGAGAGGUUCGUAAGGAGGUUGAUCGAUAUGGCGGUGAAAUAUCCGGAAUUCGAGCUGGUGUCAUCAAAAGUAUAAAACUGAAAACCUAGCAGUUAAUUUUUAUUUUAAACUUCAGCAUUUAAAUAAAAAUAUCUUCUGAUAAUCUAUUGGUCUCUGUA
This is a messenger RNA of Saccoglossus kowalevskii, 1686 nucleotides long. RefSeq names its product something about silencing protein 10-like. NCBI's taxonomy places the organism in Eukaryota, Metazoa, Hemichordata, Enteropneusta, Harrimaniidae. Gene Ontology annotation, biological process: maturation of SSU-rRNA from tricistronic rRNA transcript (SSU-rRNA, 5.8S rRNA, LSU-rRNA). The record is from RefSeq and is a predicted model, not a curated record. Gene Ontology annotation, cellular component: small-subunit processome; nucleolus.